GCUACAAUCAUGGUAAGAAUUAUGAGGACAGUUAGCUGAAAACUAUAAUAUGAAUGUUCAUAUAAACAUCUUGGCAUGCUUGGGACCUCGCUAUUGCAGUUCCAGGGGACGGAAAUUUCAAGUGACGUAUUGUAGAACUGACCGGGAACCGUUGCGAGAAAGGCCUGGAUCUUUUGCCUCUGGCCCUGUGCGGCUCUGCCCUUAGCCUGAAAGCUUACUCUUCUGUCUAUUUCAGGGAGACGAUACAACAGUUGAUAACGAAGAGAAUUGGCACAGAUAAUUUCCUGGACCGUAUUCAGCAUAUUUAUAAAACUGAAUAUUACACACAAGCCUCGAAAGCACCUGAGGUAAGCUUCUUUCUAUUAUACUGUACCUAGCUUUUAACCAUAUAAUUAUAUCUUAUAUAGACUAGAUAGCGCAUCUCUUUUAGUAAAAUUGAAGCCAAGAAUAUUCCAGCGGUUACCUCCAUUUGAAUAGAUGGCGGCCAUGUUGGAGUUUCCCACUCGAAUAGUUUGAAAAUGUAUUUGGAAUAGGUUUAACUUAAUGUUUAAGUUCCCUGUUUAAGAAAUAGAAAACAUACGAGUCUUCUCAUUUCAUGAGACUGCAAUGACGGCUUCAAUUUUUGAAUUGCAGAAUAAUUAGAUGCACUAUCUAGUGUAUAUAAGAUAUCUAUGGUUUCCACCGCUGAACUAUAUACAUAUAUCUGGAGCAAGAACUUCAGUCAUGAAGCCAAGAUGGCGGCCACCCAAGGGCGGAUUUUCAUUUAUUUAAAAGAAGGAGUAGGUGGGGUGCAAGCAGCUGGUCUGGUGGGGUGCAAGCAGCGCCACUCAGUGAGCUUCGGCAGGGGUUAGGCCUUUGGAUUAAAGCUUUUUACACAAAAUAGGAGGGGUGAAGCGAAAUUUUGGUUGGGUUGAACACUUUAUUAGAGGGGUUAGAGAGAUUCUAGGGACGGGGGGAGGUUAACCCCCUAACCCCGCCAGUAAAUCCGCCCAUGCGGCCACCAGUGGAGAGAUUUUGUUCAGAAGGACUUUCAUUUUGUUUAUGAAUGAUCUUUCGUCUUUUUAGAUUCAAACAAGCUCCGCUGAAGGUGUUUUCUUCGACCAUGAAUUUACCAAACUUUUUAAAAAAUUAGAAGGUAUUGAAAUUCAGUGUGUAUAGGUUCAUUUCCACUCGAGAAAAUUUUUCAAGGAACAAAAAAUUUUUCGAAAAUAUCAAUGUUAAAAGUUGAAAAUUUUCAACUUCAAAAUUAUUUUUCCGACGGAAAAUUUGUAUCGGCCAAUCACAUUUUAGAAAUUUUCUUUCUGCGGAAAAUUUUCCUGAGUGGAAAUAUGGGCCUUAUUACAAUACAACACUUGCUAGAAUGAUAUGUAUUAGCUAUGAUGGAAAUAUGUCUCUACUUCAAGGAGAGAUGACAUCUCCCUACUGUGCCUUCAACCAUGAUAACUUUUUAAUUCAUUCUAGCUGCUGUGAGUGGAGCGAUGGAAGGAGGUCCUGGGAACGAGACUUCGCAACUAGCGUCCAGUCCCGUGGCGAGCGCUCAGAACCAGGACUCUGUAAUUGCCUCGUACAAGGAGCUGAUUAAAGAUCAGGUAAAUAUAUUUUUAAAUCACAGACUAACAUUCUUGCUUGGUCAACCUGCAUUGUCCCACAAACUCUCAAUUUCGUCUUAAUAUUAUUUUAGGAUGAGGAACUGGGGAAAAUCCGAGGAAGAUAUGGGGAACUGGAAACUAGUUAUACUCAGGUAUAUUCAAGCUCCUCAAAGACGGUUUCAUUCAAUAUUUUCAACUUUUGUAUCAACUAAAUAAUUACGUUAUUUUCCAUUUUUAUUAGUCUCAAAUACAUCUGCAGCAACAAGCUUUAGAAAUACAAAAACUGAAAGAUCAACUCAACAACAGAUUCCGUAAGUGAAUCACUAUAUUAUGUAACUUCCGAUUCAAAAUUUGAAAAUUUAAUACGAAUGAUGAUGUAGUGAUUCUGUGAAAUUGUAAUAGAUGUUUCAUUUUCCCAGAUCACGAGGAAAGUUCUGCGUCUCAGGGUGGAAACACAAACGAAGAUUUGGAAUCAUUACGUCAUUCAGUGGCAAAUCUUGAACAUAAUUUAAAUAACUGUCGACAAGAAAUUCACGACAAAGAAGACAGAAUUAAACAUUUGGUAAGAUUUGUGAAUUGGUGUAUUUUCACAUGGUGUUUAACACCGAGUCGGCUCCUUCAAACGUUUCUUACAAAUCCUUCAAAACUUAGAAUUUACAAAUGAAAAAUUCCUACUGUGAUCACAGAAACUUUGAUAGUGUAAACCGGCCAAUCUCGUGCCCAGAGCAAUGCCUGUGCGCGGGCUAGGAUGGCAUUGGCUCUGGGGAAAUUGACAACCGGAACCCCUAAAUUUAGGGGUUCCGGUUCUUUGUCGGCAUGCACGAUUGACAAACGUUAAACCAAUCACAGCACAGAAAAAAUUCAAUUUCCCCAGAGCCAAUGCCAUCCUAGCCCGCGCACAGGCAUUGCUCUGGGUACGAGAUUGGUGUCAACCAGGCUUAAUGCUGUUUUCCACUAGGCGGAAUUUUCCGCGCGGAGCGGAAUUUUUCUUUGUCUUGUGAUUUCUCGGGUGGAACUAAUUAGCCAUUCCGAAGUUGAUGAGAGGACUGGGGACGAGUGUUAAAAAGUGCCCAAAUUAAGAAAUGAACCAAAUCACUAAAAAGACCACCUCAAAAUUAGUAAGUAUACAAAGUUUGAAGACGUUUACAUGAAUACCAUUCGAAUAAUAAGCUUUCGGAAAUUGUGAAAUUACCGAUUAAAAGAUUGUAUUUGGGACGCGCGUCCCCAAAAAACAAAAAUUACAGUCCAUCGCGAUUUUCGAUAGCUUAUUAUUCGAAGGGUAUUCAUGUAAACGUCUUCAAACUUUGUAUACUUACUAAUUUCGAGGUGGUCUUUUUAGUGAUUUGGUUCAUUUCUUAAUUCAACCGUCUCGCUACUUCUAAAUGGGUACUUACCCAGUAUUCUAAAUUUUAGAAUGCGGGUAGUACCCGUGCUAGGUACAUACCUGAGCAAUCCUACCCCCAACCCAAACCCUAACCUCUGACCCCUAACCUCUAACCCCUAACCCCUAACUACUAAAGUGGUUUUCCCAACCCACGCCACCAACCACCAGUGCUGGUUACUUAUAUUUAUAAGUAAAACUUUUGCCCAAUGCUUGUGGUUUUGUCUUCAGUUGAAGUAGCCUCAGGUAUAUACCUAGCAUGGGUAUUACCCGCAUUCUAAAAUUUAGAAUAUUGGGUAAGUACCCAUUUAGAAGUAGCGAAACGGGUGCUUAAUUUGGGCACUUUUUAACACUCGUCCCCAGUCCACUCGUCAACUUCGGAAUGGCUAAUUAGAAAAGACAAAGAGCCUAGUGGAAAACGCCUUUUAAGUGAUGGUUACGUCAUUGACAUGUGCACUCGAGCAAAUUCAGGACGAAUCUCUUACUUAACUAUUUUUUCUUCAAAGGUGACAGCAACUAACAGGUGUUAGAUUAUCUUAAACAGGUCUUGAAUUCAUCGCGUAUUUUUCACUGAUUACUGAAUUUACUUUAUUAACCUAUUUGGCUUUGCUAACUACGAAAACGAUCGUAUAAUGUCUUAUAUUUUUUUAUAAAAUGUAACCUUGUUGUCGAGUGUUGUUGUUCGUCAAUGCGUUGAUAAAUGGCGGCAUGGAUAUCCGAUAUAAUCUGCGUCUCACAAAAUGUUACCAAAGUUUUUUGAAGCUAUACCACGGACGAGUUAUAACAAUUUCGGACAUGUCGUGUUGCUACUGUUCUUCCUUUGUGGCUUAACUAUCAUUCCAAUUGCGAACGAUUAUGACGCGAAGACCAACCUUCGUUGUAGUCCAUCAAAAGAAAUCACUUCGAGUCAUGAUUUUGUGCAAUUGACGUGUUUCUCUAAGUAUGAAGCAAUAUAUCACUGGAGGAUAUCAUUUGGCGUGCUUGUUCUUUUCAAUUUUGCUCUGAUCUUGGCAUUUUCCGUCUUCUAUGCAGCUUGGGCAAAACCCAUAGUUGAGAAAUGGGAUGGAACAGUAGUACGAGAAAAUGAUGAAACUGAGAACAAUAAAGAUAUUUCGUUGUUCCAUAUUUAUACGUCCCAUCUGCUUCUCACACGUUUCGUUCUCUUGUUACUGUUUGCUGCAGUUAUUUUUUAUCCCAUCAACUUUCCUACAGACUUUUCAUGUCCCUGGCGCCAUCCUCAGAACCACAUUCCUUGCGUGAACAUCAUGGCAGCAAAAAAGACGACUUUAGCGAAAGCGGUGGCCAUUAUCGAUGUGGUUUUUGGUCUGUUUGCUCUCGCCGAAGUGGUUUAUAUCUUCCGUUGGAAACGUAGAAACGAGGAAUUUGGUGUUAUUGAAGAUAUGGAAUUUUGUUCGGUUUAUAUUUUACAACGACGGGAAACUAUUGGUAGCAUUAUCCACAAAAUAAGGGAUUCACAAAGAGAGGACACUAAUUUCUUUAUAAAACUUAUGAUUCAGGAGAAUAGAAGCGACGACGAUGGUCAACAAAGGCACGAAAUCUACGAUGUACCUCGGGACAAACAGUUGAAUGACCAAAUUAACAACAUCGAAGAUAUUUUUAAACCAAUCAAAAACCAUAGUACUGAAACCCCGCGACGAAUUCUGAUUGUCGGAAGACCUGGUAUUGGAAAGACUGCGCUCACAAAAAGGAUUCUCCAAAAAUGGAAAAGUAAAACGGUCGAUUUCUGGAAAGGAAAACUAGUGAUACGUUUUGCAUUUCGUACGUUUAAUCAUGACAAAAAUCAAGAACUAAAUCUUUCAACCCUGUUAUCGUACGGCGAUGAAGCAAGCGGUGAAAGGUUGCAAGAUUUGUAUCAGUUUAUAAAGUUGAAUCAAAAGAAAGUCAUUCUAGUUUUUGAUGGCUUGGAUGAACUGGAUGUUAACCUCGAACGUUGUUGGCAAGAAGAGGAAGACACGCACAAUGAGACUGAACUGAACAUGUCUAUAUUUUCACUUUAUGUCAAGUUAAUACGACGCAAUUUCUUCCCAGAAGUCACCAUCGUCACAACCACACGACGAACGGCCGAAGAAGUCUACCGAGAUUUAAAUUUUGACAAGAAACUGGAAAUUUUGGGCUUCACUGAAGCAGAGAUUGAAGAUUACGUUAUGAAGUGUCCACAAUAUCGCAAUAUGAGCCAAGAGAUAUGGGGUAUAAUAAAACAGUCUGCAGAGUUAUUGAGCAUUUGUUAUAUUCCGGUUAGUUGUGAAAUAGUCUGUUCAACUUUGAAGGAAAGUAUUCCGUUUCAAAAGCAAGGAAGUGUGGCGCUAACUAUAACAGAGAUAUACAGACGAUACAUAACAACUAUGCUGUACAAACAUCAUAAAUUGUUUAAGGGAAAACGAAAAGAGAAAGGAUAUAUUUUGCCUGAGACAGAAUUGCCAGACCAACUGAAGAAUGAUCUUAGUCGACUGGCAAAGAUUGCUAAGUCAGCGCUUGAUGACAAAUGGAAUUUGGUGUUUAAACUUGAUAAAGAUUCUUCGAAUCUUGAAGAUUGUGGUUUAUUGGUAAAGAAAGAGGAUACAAACUAUAAUCUCUAUUCAUUUCCACAUCUUACAAUACAAGAGUACCUCGCUGCAGUACAUAUAUUUCAUGAUGUUGACACUGAUAUGGCGGACUUCUUAUCCAGCAAUAUCAAGGUUGCUAGGUGGCACCUGGUUAUACAAUUCCUCGCUGGUUUGAUCGGAAAUGAAAUCCGAUUAUUGCAAGGGGAAAAAUUGGAAAUGGAUGAGAUGUCAAGAAAGAAGAAAGAUGAAUUAGUUAAGAUUGUGUAUGAUGGGUAGGUUUAAAACAUACUAAACUAACUUUAUAUUGGAUAGCUCUGUUAUAAACUGUUCUCCCUGGAGAUCCAGUAAGAGUCAUCUCUUAUUGCUCCAGUGUUACUACAGGAGGAAACCUAAACUAAACUAACUUUAUUUAUACUGGAUAACUUUAUCAUUUCUAACUGUUCUCCCUAGAGAUCUAGUAAGGAUCAUCUCUUAUUGAUCCAGUGUUACUACAGGAGGAAACCUAAACUAAACUAACUUUAUGUAUACUGGAUAGCUCUAUCACUUCUAAACUGUUCUUCCUAGAGGUCCAGUAAGGAUCAUCUCUUAUUGAUCCAGUGUUACUACAGGAGGAAACCUAAACUAAACUAACUUUAUUUAUACUGGAUAGCUCUAUCACUUCUAAACUGUUCUUCCUAGAGGUCCAGUAAGGAUCAUCUCUUAUUGAUCCAGUGUUACUACAGGAGGAAACUGGAAUACCAGGAGGAAACCUGUGGUGUUAAAUAGAGUCAAACUGGAAGCACUUUUCUCACAUGUGGCCGAGGUGAAAUUAUAAUCAGGCAUGUACAAGUUACUGACGCUGCAGAGACGAAAGGUGCAUGUACUAACUUCUAAGUGAUCUUAAUUAUUACACUGAAACGUUAAAAUGUUGUAAAUAAAAGUAUAUCGGUGGCUAUGUAGCUCUACAAUCACGCAUUCUUGUCUUUGUUCAGGUUUGUGAAAUUGGUUAUUCCGUUGAAAGCAUCGGAAAAAACGGCAAAGAAUAUAGCUUUGCUCGCUGUGAAAUGUGUCCAUGAAAUUCAGGACGAUGAGAUCAGCAGGAAUGCAGCCCAGAAGCUUGAUGGUGAUGGGAACCGCGUCUUCUAUUUGUGGAAAUCAAAUAUAGCACCGAUGGACUGCAGAGGCUUGUUUCAACUUUUGAUUCAUGUGCAGAAUCUGAGGAAACUUAAUUUAGCACAGAAUCAAAUCUCUGAUCAUGGAGUGCUUGAGCUUUGCCACCUACUUAGAGAGAACCACCUUUGUGAAUUAUAUAUUUACAAUAAUUUGAUAACAGAUGCUGGUAUUACAGCGCUGUGUAGUGUUUUGACAGGAGCAGGGUCUUCGCUAUACCAUUUGAAUGUCAGUGGUAACAGCAUAACAGAGGAUGGCAUUACAGCACUGUGUCGUGUCUUGACAGGAGGACGGUCUUCGCUAUAUCAUUUGAGUGUCACUUGUAGCAUAACAGAAGAGAGUCUUCGGAUGUUGUGUGAAGCGCUAAAGCACGCAAACUGUAAGCUUACAUUUUUAGAUCUAAGUUGGUAUCCUGACAUUGCAUCUGAAAGUUAUAAACAUAUAUGGGAUGCCUUGAAACAUAAAAACUGCAAGCUCACUGUUUUGAGUGUUUCUUGGUCUCACAUGGGAGACGUUAGUGAUCUGUGUGAAGCGCUGGCACAUGAAAAUUGCAAAUUGAAAACGUUGCAUCUUGUAAAUUUUAUUGGUGGUUUUCGCGACCAUCGGCAACAGAUAGAACAAGCUUCACAUGUUUUCGGUUUUCAGUUGCUGUAGAUAGCAAGGAGUUCACUCUGUAAGGCCUCAUACACCCGCAUUUAAGGAAGGCAAAACAGGCCUGAUACUCGGGCUAGCAAAGCCUGCACAAAUGCCACGCUGCAAGUGUUUUCUGACCAAUGUCAUGUGAUUGAUAUUUGAAUGUUGAUGCAAGAUGGAGCGUAUUAAACCUUCCAUUUUUAGAUGGCGGCUUUCAACAUUCAAAGUCUUUUAAAUGAUACUAACAGAAUAUUUUUUGUGUAAAUAUGUAUAAUGUAAUAAUGAUUAAAUUUGUCAAGUAAUCGCAUAAUAAACAUCAAUUUGAAUUAAAUGCAUUAUAUGAAAUUUAGGUUUUAGUUUUUCUACUGAUGAAGAUCGGGACUUACAUAGUGUUUCCACAAUACAAAAUAAUUACAUUCAUCACCAUACCUACCUACAGGGAAUGUGUAGCUGUGUUUCACAAAGCACUAUCGUACAGCAGAUGAUGGUCAACCAGACUAGUGAGAAAAUAAUGUUCAUUCUUUUCAUUAUAUGUAGUAGUCUUGUAUUUGGAGGCAAAUAAAUAGAAUUGAAAAAUGUAGUUUCAUUUUCUUACUGUGUAAGUGCCGACAUUUCUGACGUUCACCAUCUGUUUAUGUAACACUUGUAAGGCCGACUUAUCCUGCACAACUUUUGCCUGAAACUGUGGGGCCAUUCACAAAGGAUGUCCGGCUAAAUGAUGGAUUUUCGGAACCCCCCCCCCCUUCCCCCUUUUCCGACAUUGUCCGAAUUAGUGACCCCCCCCUCCCCCCGGACAUCCGCCAUGCCUCGCAAAAACUCACGCAACCUUGUAUAUGUCAAGAGUAAAAAACUUUUUUACUUUUAGAACUUUUUUAUAACUAUAAAUGUGAAUACAAAAACAUAUAAAUUACUAAUUAAAACAAAAUCUAGUAUUAACCGCAUAGUCAAAAUGCCAAUUUCACAAUGGGAAGGAGAGUUCAAAAGAGAGGAAAAAGAAAUUUGUUUUUGAAUUUUUUUAAAAUUUCGGACAUCUGUAUUGCUAAAAAAAACCCUCCCCCCCCUAUGUCUGAGUUUGUCCUGAUUUUCCAAACCCCCCUCCCCCCCUCCCCCCCUCGGCUCGGACAUCCUUUGUGAAUGGCCCCUGUGUAAAUCAAGCACAUAACUCACCUACGUUGUCGUAAUAUAUAACCCAAUAAUUGUGUUUCGUUUUCUCAAGGAACGCGAGCUGGAGGUGUCCCAGGCUUCUUUAGCAGUUGCCAACGCUGCAUCAAUCUUAUCAGAACAAGACUCAAGUGGAGGAAAAUCAUUUUCCGAAGACAUGACGAACUUGGAGAUGAAUGAACUGCAACAAUCUAAAAUGGCGCUUAGUUCCUUACAAGAAGAAGUACAGUCUUUACGUGCUCAGAACUCGUCGCUUCGUGCCGAGCUAACGACACAGGUUAGAAUUAAGAUAGCUUUAUCUUGCAAUGCUCUAGCAGUUCUAAACUGUUCUCCCUAGAGGUCCAGUAAGAGUCAUCUCUUAUUGAUCCAGUGUCACUACAGGAGGAAACCUAAACUAAACUAUAUUUAUACUGGAUAGCUCUAUCAGUUCUAAACUGUUCUUCCUAGAGGUCCAGUAAGGAUUAUCUCUUAUUGAUCCAGUGUCACUACAGGAGGAAACCUAAUCUAAACUAACUUUAUUUAUACUGGAUAGUUCUAUCAGUUCUAAACUGUUCUUCCUAGAGGUCCAGUAAGGAUUAUCUCUUAUUGAUCCAGUGUCACUACAGGAGGAAACCUAAUCUAAACUAACUUUAUUUCUACUGUAUAGCUCUAUCAGUUCUAUACUGUUCUUCCUAGAGGUCCAGUAAGGAUCAUCUCUUAUUGAUCCAGUGUUACUACAGGAGGAAACCUAAACUAAACUAACUUUAUUUAUACUUGAUAGCCCUAUCAAUUCUGAACUGUUCUUCCUAGAGGUCCAGUAAGAGUCAUCUCUUAUUGAUCAAGUGUUGCUACAGGAGAAAACCUAAUCUAAACUAACUUUAUUUAUACUGGAUAGCUCUAUCAGUUCUAAACUGUUCUUCCUAGAUAUAGAGGUCCAGUAAGGAUCGUCUAAACUAAGCAACUUUAUUUCUACUGGAUAGUACUUUAUACUCCAGCAUGUAUUUAUGUUUCAGACACACGGUGGUGACUCGGAUAUUGUAGUGAAAAGUCUUGAAAGAAAAGUGGAUGAGUUACUGAAGAAUAUUCAAGAAAUUCGAGAAGAGAAGGAAGGUAUUGCAAGAGAACAAGACGAUCUGUUGGUUUUAUUGAGCGACCAGGAUGCCAAGUGUGCGAAAUAUAAGGUAAGGUUUUCGCAGGUAGUUCACACACAUACCAAAAACAGGGUUUUUUUCAGGGAUUUUUUAGGGCCGUCAAACGGCCCCACAAACCCAAUCUUGAAUUGAGUUUUGAAACUCAAUCUUCUUACUAAAGUUCCAGUGCAGUAAAAAUGAAGUUGUUUGAGUUAAAUUCGUGUUGUGUGGAAAUUAGUUUUCAGUUGGAAACCCGACAAUCAAGAAAAAUGGCUGGAAUUCAUCUCACAACACAAGAAAAACUAUGCCUUCGCCAUCUUUAACCAGUUUAUAGUGCCCCAGCUUUAACACAUUGCGUCUCAACUACAUUUAUUGAGUACAGGUGUCAGCCCCCCCCCCCCCCUCCGGUUGGGGGUGCAGCCACCCCAGUUGGCUAAACUCAAUCUUCUCUGCAAAAACGGACCCAAGAGAAAAUCCUGAAAAAAACUCUGCAAAAAGUAAGCUACCUGGAAAACAUGGAAUAUACUUCAAAUGGUUUGACAUGGUCAUUAUUUCUGCCCCCUUUGCCUUUACAGGAACGUUUAAAAGAAUUGGGCGAGGAUUUAGGAUCCGACGAGGACGAUGAUGAUGACGCGGACGAUAACGAUGAGGAAGAGGAAAGUGGGGAGAGUAAUGGGGGUGAGGGGGAGAACAGCCCGGGGGAAGAAAUAGCUGAAAAUACUGCACACAGUACUGACGAAAAACUGGACCCAAAUAAACUGGAUGGGGGAAACCAGGACUCGAAUAAAAACCUAGAUGGCGAAACUGCAGAUUGUCCUGAGGGACAAAGUGGGAUAGAGAAUAUGAAUGAUAUAGGUACACGUGAGGAUAUUAAGGAACCAAAUGAAGAAGUCCGUACCACAGGAGACCCCAGUGAUGUUAUUGAAAAUGGUAUAGUCGAUAUCGCGCACUCUGAAGAAAGUCCUGGGAAUGAGGUUGAUGUAAAUAUAGCGCACUCUGAAGAAAGCCCUGGACACGAAGUUAAUCAUGAGAAGAUAGGAGAGGCUGAGGGACAGAUAGGGUUUGAGCAGGAUAACGAGGGUAAGACAAUACAGGAAGGUACAUUACAGGACGAGAAAGGUGUUGAAGGUACACAGGAGUAGGGCCGAUAUUUCAAUUUGAAAAGCAGACUUAAAACAAGUCUGUUUCACAUGGAGUCUUCACAAAAGUCAGUGGGAAAUUCAGUCCGUGGCAACAGGUCAUGCUCUGCAAAUGUUUAAUGACUGGCAUUAUUCAAACUUUUAGAAAUGUAUUGUCUUUAAAUUCAGAUGCAUGUUUAGCAGCAUAGCAGACCUGUUGCCGUGUACAUUGGAGCUUUAAGUUCGGGCAAACUUGGAAACAAUGUUGGGGAAUCGUGGUUGCUGAAUUAAUAAAAUUCAUUUAUUACGAGCAAAAAUAUGUUUCCCAUUUUCCAAAUGCAGAAACAUUUUGGGGCGAGGGUCCUAUUCGAAUGACCUGAUCGCUCGCGCGGGCACGCUAAGAAAAUUGAAUUGGUCAUUUUUGCUCGCGCGAACAAGGCGGCCGUUAUGUAAACAGCCUUUGUAUUAAACGCUUUUAUGUCAUUUUUACCGUAGUAAAAAUAUUUGACACAUCAAAUUUUUGUAAUAUAAAAUACGCUUGAUAUAGCUCGAUAAUGCAAUAUAUGGAAAAUAGAGAUUAAAAAUAUAUAGUAUUGAAUAUGUUUAAAAUAUUAUUUUUAUUAAUAUUUACAAACUAAACUGGAUAGCUCUAUCAGUUCUAAACUGCGCUUCCU
Molecule: messenger RNA, 11378 nt
Organism: Paramuricea clavata
Lineage: Eukaryota; Metazoa; Cnidaria; Anthozoa; Malacalcyonacea; Plexauridae
Source: the annotation of a GenBank genome assembly